AUGAUUCUAUUAUUACGUCAAACAUGUCCAUUUAUUUUUCGUACAUCAAUUAUUCGUAUAACAACAACAUCAAUUUAUCUACAAUAUCAACAAAAAAAUAAUCUAUCAUCAUUUCGUAGUCGGAAAAAUCUUUUUGAUAUUAUUCCUAAAUCAAUACAACCAUAUAUUCGUUUAAGUCGUAUUGAUAAACCAAUUGGUUCAUGGUUAUUAUUUUUACCAGGUGCAUGGAGUAUUGCAUUUGCUGGUACAACAUUAGAUAAUUUUAUAUUAAUGAGUUUAUUUGGUAUUGGAACAAUUUUAAUGCGUGGUGCUGGUUGUACAAUAAAUGAUCUUUGGGAUAGAGAAUAUGAUCGACGUGUUGAAAGAACAAAAACAAGACCAAUAGCUAGUGGUGAAAUAACAAUUAGACAAGGAUUAAUAUGGACAGGUAUACAAUUAUUAUCAGCUUUUUUUAUAUUAAUUCAAUUAAAUAUACCAUCAAUUAUACUUGGAAUAAUAUCAUUAAUACCUGUUAUUAUUUAUCCUUUAAUGAAACGAUAUACUUAUUGGCCACAAUUUUUUCUUGGAAUAACAUUUAAUUGGGGUGCACUUAUGGGUUUUACAGCAGCAACAGGAAUCAUUUUUCCAUCAAUUAUAUUACCACUAUAUUUUGCUGGUAUUGCUUGGACACUUCAUUAUGAUACAAUUUAUGCACAUCAAGAUACAACAGAUGAUUUAAUUGUUGGUGUCAAAUCAACAGCUCUACGUCUUAAACAUGAUACAAAAUUAUGGUUAAGAGCUUUUUCUAUUGGAAUGAUCUCACAUUUAAUUACAGCAGGUUUAAGUGUUGAUCAAACAUGGCCGUAUUAUGUAGGUUUAAUUGCUGUUAGUUACCAUCUUCAUCAACAAAUUGAAAAUGUUAAUUUAAAUAAAAGUCAAUCUUGUUGGAAUACAUUUGCAUCAAAUCGUAUUACUGGUUUGAUGAUACUUGCUAGUAUUUUAGCUGGAAACUUUUUUAAAUAUUUGUCAUAA
Molecule: messenger RNA, 1011 nt
Organism: Rotaria sordida
Lineage: Eukaryota; Metazoa; Rotifera; Eurotatoria; Philodinida; Philodinidae
Source: the annotation of a GenBank genome assembly